Lottia gigantea (owl limpet) is the source of this 1368-nucleotide messenger RNA. RefSeq lists its product as hypothetical. The coding region runs from base 14 to 943 and encodes 309 amino acids. The record is from RefSeq and is a predicted model, not a curated record. NCBI's taxonomy places the organism in Eukaryota, Metazoa, Mollusca, Gastropoda, Lottiidae. The transcript is spliced from 9 exons.
AAAAGUCAACAAAAUGAAACGUGUGCUUAUAAUAUUACUCGCAAUAUUAUUUAAAUGUAUAAUUAAAUGUCAGUCAGAGGGUUCGACAACUGGACGGGACUUGGAUGACGUCUCCAACGAUAACUGGAAAUCUGUCGCUGACCAAAAUGACCAUAUACUCAUUAUAUUUUGUAAAGAUGUAGAUGACAAGUGUAAAAAUACUGUAAUAUUUUUUAAUAACUACCCAUCACCACCUGGUUUCAAUGCAGAUUUGAAGAUAUUGCAAUCAACAGACUUAGUGCUAGCUAAUGAACUAGGAGCAUCAGAUUUUCCUAAAGUGGUAUAUUAUAGACAACAAUCACCAGCACAUUAUGAUGGUGAUCUAAAUGAUGAAGAUUUUUCUCAUUGGUUAUUACAAGCUCAAGAAAUCAGUGUUAAAAUAUUAACAGAUGAUACAUUUGAACAUUUAACACAAGCUGUAACAGGCUCUACUACUGGUGAUUGGUUGGUUUUAUUUUAUAAAGAUGAUUGUCCAGUUUGUAAACAAAGUUUGAUAGAUUUUGAAACAGUAGCAGUCAAAUUAAAGGGAAAAACAAAUGUAGCUCAAGUUGAUAUGAAUGUUAAUCCUAAAUUAGUAGAUAGAUUUAAAUUAACAAAAUGUCCUUCAAUUAUUUUUUUUAAACAGGGUACAAUGUACAGAUAUGAAAUGGAAAAAGUAUCAGUCAAGAUUUUGAUGUCAUUUGUUCAAGCCUGGUAUAGAAAUAUGAAAGCUGAAAAAAUACCCUUUGAACCCACUGCCUUUGAUAAAGUAACAGACAGUAUAGUUUUAUAUUUAAAGAAACAAUUAAAUGGUCCUUAUGGAAAGAUUCUUCUUGGAGUUUAUGGUGGAAGUAUAGUCUUGUUGGUUUUAUUGAUAUGUUCAUGUUGUCUAAGAAAAUCACCAAAUAAAGAAAAAGCUCAAUAAUUUAUUCCAUAUUUAACAUUUCCCUUUGCCCCACCCCACUCAUCCCAUUUUGUUUUGUUGACAUAUUUAUUGGUGAUGGUUGAAUGUUCUGAAUGAUUUGAAAGAUUUUAUGUUGUUAGUUUGAUUUUUUGUAGCAAAUAUUUAUAAUAUAAACUAGACAUAAACAGUAUUGUUGACUAGUAAUCCUAGUUGAUUGUUGUUUUGUUAAAUGUCAACAUGAUCCCGUCAGUUAAAGUAGAAUCUACAUGAAAAUUAUUAUUAUAUAAAAGUAGUCUCUUCAAUAUAGUUUGUUGUAUUGUCCAAUGUUAUAGUAUAAAAGUUUUUUUUUGUCAGUUGUUUGUUUUGUCAAUUGUUUAGAAUUCCAAAUCAUGUAUUUGUUAUUUUGUCAAAUCUAUGUAUUAAAGUGUAUUGUAUUUUAUUGCCAA